Messenger RNA from Syzygium oleosum, 2334 nucleotides. RefSeq names its product nuclear intron maturase 3, mitochondrial. The transcript has a single exon. NCBI's taxonomy places the organism in Eukaryota, Viridiplantae, Streptophyta, Magnoliopsida, Myrtales, Myrtaceae. Gene Ontology annotation, biological process: mRNA processing. The record is from RefSeq and is a predicted model, not a curated record. The coding region runs from base 1 to 2325 and encodes 774 amino acids.
AUGCAUUUGAGCUUUCGAAGGAUCGCCUCCUCCGACGUCCGGCCCUCCCUGAUCCUCCGCCGCACCACCCGCAGACUCAACUCCACCCCAUCUCUGUCGCCGGACCCCACGGCGGAGCCCUUGACGCCGCCUCAGCUCAAAACCCUCGUUCUCGGUCGGUACACCAAGGAUGGCAAGUUCUCCGGCCUCCUCCGCCAAGUCGUGUCUUCGCCCGCCGUCCUCCUCGCAGCCUGCCGGAACCUCGUUGCCCCGAGCCCUCCCGAGGCGGCUCCCCUGCCUCCGCAUUCUUCUCCCCUGCUCGAGUCGGUGUCGAGGCGCUUCUCGCUCCCCGAGAUGGGCCGCGAGAUCGCCGAGGGCCGGUUCGACGUCGCUGCGCACUGCGUCGUGAUGGCGCCGUCGAGGAAGAAAGGUGAGCCCCUGGUCCUGCCCAGCUUGAGACUGAAGGUCUUGAUCGAGGCCCUCAGGAUGGUCCUGGAGGUCAUAUAUGAUGAGAGGUUUGCGACGUUCGCUUAUGGCGGGCGGGUCGGUGUGGGGCGCCACACGGCUGUGCGAUACUUGAAAAGCUCUGUGCAGAAUCCCAGUUGGUGGUUCACUGUGAAAUUUGAUAGGCAGAAGUUUGAUUGUGCACAUGUGAGCAAAUUGUGUAGGGUCAUUGAAGAGAAGAUCGACGAUGCUCUUUUCAUUGAUUUGAUAAGGAAGCUGUUUGAGUGCGAAGCCGUGAGCAUUGAAUUUGGCGGGUGUUAUCUGGGGAGAGGGUUGCCUCAAGAGAGUGGCUUGUGCGCCAUUUUGAUUAAUGUAUACUUCAAUGGAUUGGACAAGGAAAUUCAGGAAUUACGGCUUCGAAUGAAUAAAGAGAAUUUUAAGUUUGAUUCUAAUGAGAAUGCUUCAGAUUCGACAUCGAAUGUGUUUUACAAGCCCGUGAAGGUGUAUGCAGUUAGGUACUUGGACGAGAUGCUGUUUAUAACGUCAGGGUCAAAAAUUUUGACUCUGGAUUUGAAGAAUAAAGUUGCGAAGUAUAUAGAAGAGAAGUUGGAAUUGAAGGUGGAUAGAGUGAGAACUGCAAUUCACAGCCCCAUGAUGGAAAAGAUUGAGUUCUUAGGGAUGGAACUUCAGGCAGUCCCGCCUUCUGUUUUGCAUCCCAUGCCAUCAGAAAAAGCCAUUAGGGCUAGGAAGAAGUACCUAAGACAGAAGGAAGUGAAAGCUUUAGAAAUGAGAAAUGCUAGGGAGAGGAAUAGGAAAAAACUGGGAUUGAAGAUUUUGAGUCAUGUUUUCAAGAAGUUGAAACGGAGCGAUGGGUUCAAAUCUGAAGUCCAAAUCGACAAUGAGGUCACCGAGAUUUUCAGAACAUGGGCAGAUGAAGUGGUGCAGGACUUCUUAGGAUCUCUGGAGGAGCGGUAUAAUUGGCAUCGGGUGCUCUCAGCUGGAAAUUUUCUUUCUUUACAACGCAUAAGAGACCAAUUGCCGCAGGAACUUGUCUUUGCUCAUGACAAGUUCCAAAAGCAAGUAGAGAAGCACUUGUCUCCGGUCAAAGCUAUGAAGGCAUUGAGGGAAGAAGAAAGGAGAGAAGAAGAAGACAGAGAACACAAGUAUGCAGAGAUGACAGUUCAUGAUUUGACACAAUUGUGCAUUAGAGUUGAUGCACCCAUUGAACUUGUUCGAAAGGCAGUUAAAAUGGCUGGAUUUACAAACAAUAUGGGUCGUCCUAGACCGAUCAAGCUACUCAUUGCUCUAGACGAUGCUGAUAUCGUCAAAUGGUAUGCAGGUGUAGGGAAAAGAUGGCUUGACUAUUUCUGUUGCUGCCACAACUUCAAGAUGGUAAAGACUGUUGUAACGUAUCACAUGAGGUUCUCUUGCAUUUUAACUUUAGCAGAGAAGCACGAAUCGACCAAACUUGAAGCAAUUAGGCAUUACACCAAGGAUUUAAAAGUCUUGGAUGCAUGUGAAAAUGAAAUGUUGUACUUUCCCACAGAAAAAGUGGUUAAGAUGAUGGGAGAUGGAAACCUUUCAGAUCCAAAGCCUGUUGAAGGGGUUCUAACUUUGGCGCUGAUUAGAUUGGCUUUCGAUUGUGAGGCACUUCAUUCCUGUAUUGCUCAUUUCUGUGACCGAACUGAUGUAGUUUUUUAUCGGAUACGAUUACUUCAAAACAGAUUAAAUGUAAACCCGCUGAACGAGGAGAAGUGGAUAUCGGGGAUGGGUGCAAUUCAUGAGAGUUUGAAUCGCAAGUGCCUUCCCAUCUGUCCUGUCCAUAUACAUGAAUUGUACAUGGGCAUAAUGACACUUCAAGACAUUGAUGUUAGUUCAUUUGUGGACGUGGAUGAUCUAUGAUUUGUUUGA